This is a messenger RNA of Capsella rubella, 638 nucleotides long. Its product is annotated as lipid transfer protein EARLI 1. Bases 21 to 392 code for a protein of 123 amino acids. The transcript has a single exon. NCBI's taxonomy places the organism in Eukaryota, Viridiplantae, Streptophyta, Magnoliopsida, Brassicales, Brassicaceae. The record is from RefSeq and is a predicted model, not a curated record.
CCACAAAAUAAAAUAAUAAAAUGGCCUCACAGAGCUCAACCACCGUCUCUUUCAUCAUCAUCAUCCUCCUCAUCAGCCUCGCAGAAGCAGACCUCCUCAGCUCGCCUUCACCGACUACCACCGGCAACUUUGGCACGUGUCCCAGAGACCCAUUGCAACUACGCGUAUGUGCCAGCGUCCUUAACCUAGCCAAUGUCACAGCUGGAGACACCAGAGCAAGAUCGUGUUGCGCUGCCAUCAAUGGCCUCACUAAUGUUCAAGUAGUCGAUUGUCUCUGCUUUAUCUUCAGGCCAAUCCCUUUGGUUUUCGAUAUCGAUGAGGCUGUUAGAGAAAUCUUUUUUGCUUGCAACAGGGUUUUUCCUAUUGGGUUUCAGUGUCCACCACAACAGUAAUUACCCCUUAAUUCCCCUAAUUAAAAGCCCUACAUAUCCAGUAUUUCCUUAAACUAUAUAUAAGUUCGCUUGCACCACAAGUAUGAUGUUUAAUGGAUUACAGUGUUAAUCUGUGUUUCGUUGUUGACUAGGACGUAAUAAGGACUAUUGAUGUUUACAAGAAUAUGGACUAUUGAUGUUUGUAUGCAUAUCUACUAUAUUGUUCACGAAGAAGAAUAAUAAAUAAAGUUUAAUACUUUUGUGUUU